ACCGGAAUUGUCGGAGGCGAAAUAACACUGCCAACCUCAAUAACGGCUAUUAAAAAUACCACCACAAGUUAUUGUAAAAACCUAUUUGCCGGCCGUGAAACCGGCGACACCAUCGGGCGGAACAAAUAUUUCGCUACGUAUUAAUCACACUUUUGAGUGGAGGGCAGUGGGCAGAGUGCUGUACGAUAGGUACACCUACUGCCACAAUAACGGCGUGGUGUCGUGUGGUCAUUUACAACACCAUCGGUGUCGGACCAACCGCCGGCGUGCAACGCACGUUAUGCGGCGUGUUCUAGCGUUAAUAAGAACAUCGGUAGUUGUGUAGCGGAAUUCUGUAUAGUUUCAGUAGGUGCCCACAAUUACGGCGGUGACGAGUGAUGUGUGUGUGAUUUCGGAGCGUCUGACGAGUACUACGGCCGCGGCGGCGUGUCGCACACGCGGGGGCGGGGUCACUCUCGAACUGCCCCGCGACCCGCGAACAAUCGCCGGUCAUCGAAAGCCGCUACGUACGGGAGAGAGAAAGAGAGACCUCGGCACACGACGAUUGUAUCACGUUCGCACCUGUUUGAUAAGUAUUUUUUUUUUUUUUUUUUCUCGUCAGAAAUUAAAACCCAUAAAAACGCCAUUGGCAGUUGUUGUCGCCGCAACAACAAUACCAACGAUUAAUGUCGCGGUAUUGUUGCCGUCGGACACGUUGUUGCAGUGUAUUAUCUACGUGCAUAACAUAAUAUUAUAUAUAUAUAUAUAUAGUAAUAAAACUAAUACGCGUGCGGGCUAUCUGCGGCCGAAUGUUUUAUGACACGAAUGCAGAAAAACGACGAUAGAUAAGGGCGCCGCCGCCGCCGUUGUUCGUCGUCGCCGUCGUCGUUAAGUAGUUACGCGCCUUGAAAGGACGAAAGGACGCUUGGGGAAUCGUCGUCGUCGUAAGGUGAAUAUUAAUAAAAAUUACACGAUUUCCGUUGUCCUUUCCGUGCUCGUCCCGUCUUCCGCUGUUUUCGUUCACCGACACGGUAGAACCGACGCACACUGUACACACAACGGACUCGUGUUAUCACCAUCCGGAGAGCGACGCUCGUCGCGUAGGUACAUGGCCUACAUUAAUAAAUAUUUCGCGACCGUUUGGAAAUUUCGUUUCGUGUUCGGUUCAACCGUCGUGUGACGACGAGCUUGCAGUGUGUGCUUUGAAUCGAUGAUUUCCGCCACUCAGCAUUAGUUAUGCCCUGCCUGUGCAACUAUACAAGUUUGCAGAUGUUUGAAUCUGGCUUAGCCCAUCUUAACGAUAACACAGUAUUCUUCCAUUUUUUUGUAUUAAUUUUCAUUAUUCCAUAGGUCAUUGGAUUAAAAAAAAAUAAUAAUAAUACAAUUAAGUUGCUAAUCCACGCCCAAUGUAUGACUAAAAUAGUAAAAUACCUCACACUACACAAUACCACACAUAUUUAUCGUAAACAUACCUUUCAUAUUCAAUCAUCAAUACAAUUUGAAUAGUUUUUUUUUUUUUUUUUUUUUUUUACUAAUUUUAUAAGGUACUGGUUCGACAUACAAAUUGGAUAAACAAUUCAAAAUGAAUAACUCCUCUGAUACUGGGUACGUGUAAUCCUAAUUUUUUUUUUUUUUAUUUUUAUUAUUUACAUUCAUAAUAUUACCUAUAUUCGCAGAUUUAAUCCAGCCUUUAAUAUCGCUUCAAUAAGACAAGUAAUUAAUGAAGCCGUUGAAAAAGGUUAAUAUUUAUAUCAAUAUUUUUUUUAUUUUUGCAUAUACCUAUUAAUUUUUUGAUUGUAAUUAAAUAAUUUGACAAAUUUGAUUGAUUAAUUUUGUUCUGUUUAGUUCGUAUGCCAACCCCUAUGCGAUUAAGAGAUUUAAUUAGGCAAAUAAGAGCAGCACGUACAGCAGCAGAAGAAAGAGCUGUUAUCAAUAAAGAAUGUGCAGAUAUUAGAACAUCAUUUCGAGACGAAGACAGUGUAUGGAGAUGUCGAAAUAUUGCAAAAUUAUUGUAUAUUCAUAUGCUUGGGUAAGUUGUGUUUAAUAUAUAUGCUUAUUGUUUGAUAUAUAAUUUAAAAUUGUUCUCCACAAAUAAUAUUAGUUUAAUGAAAUAUAUUUUAAUACAUAUUAAAAUUUAAAAAAAAAAAAGGUAAAUUGUAUUGAAAUUAAAUUAAUAAGGUAUUUUUUGGUAAAAAACUAUAAAAUUUGAUUUUUAAAAAAAAUUAUUGCACUUGUCUAAUUAAAUUGACAGGUUAAAACUCGUGGUUAACAGAAUGUCUAAAUUUAAAUAUUUGUAUUAAGGCUAUCAAUAUUAUAUUAUAGAUAUCCAGCGCAUUUUGGACAGCUGGAAUGUCUAAAACUAAUAGCAUCACCAAGAUUUACUGAUAAGCGAAUAGGUUACUUGGGUGCAAUGUUGUUAUUGGAUGAACGGCAAGAUGUACAUCUUUUAAUCACAAACUCAUUAAAAAAGUAUUUUGAAUAUUAAAUCAUGGUACAUGUUAAACGAUUAUUAAUAUUUAUAUAUAAAUGUAUUUUUUUUUUUUUAGUGACCUGAAUAGUUGCACACAAUUUGUUGUUGGCUUAGCAUUAUGCACUCUUGGUGCUAUCGCUUCACCAGAAAUGGCUAGAGAUCUUGCAACUGAAGUAGAACGCUUAAUGAAAUCACCCAAUACAUACAUUAGGAAAAAAGCCGCAUUAUGUGCAUAUAGAAUUGUGCUCAAAGUCCCAGAACUAAUGGAAAUAUUUUUGCCAGCCACCAGGUCAAUGCUUUCAGAAAAAAAUCAUGGUGUACUAAUAACGGGCGUUACAUUAAUUACUGAAAUGUGUGAACGAAGCAUUGACACCUUGCAACAUUUUAAAAAGGUAUUUAUGAUUAUAUAAAUUAUACUUAUAUUAUUGGUUGAUAAUAAUAAUAAUAAUAUUUAUGUACAUUUUAUAGGUUGUGCCAAAUUUAGUAAGAAUUUUAAAAAACUUAAUAUUAGCCGGUUAUUCACCUGAACAUGAUGUUUCUGGAGUGAGUGACCCUUUCCUACAAGUAAGUAUCUAAAAUAAAUAUAUAUUUCUCUCAAUGCGUUUUCAAAACACUAUUGUUUAUAGGUAAAAAUAUUGAGAUUGCUUAAAAUACUUGGUAAAAAAGAUCCAGAAGCUUCAGAAACUAUGAAUGAUGUUCUUGCACAAGUAGCAACUACAACUGAAACAAAUAAAAAUGUUGGCAAUACAAUUUUAUAUGAGACUGUGUUAUCAAUUAUGGACAUUAAGUCUGAAUCCGGUCUCAGGGUGUUGGCCAUCAAUAUUUUGGGCAGAUUUUUAUUAAAUACAGACAAAAAUAUCAGAUAUGUUGCUUUGAACACACUAUUAAAAACUAUACACUUAGAUAUGACUGCUGUUCAAAGACAUAGAACUACUAUUAUUGAGUGUCUUAGAGUAUGUAGUACACUCAGUUAAUUUUACCAUGCGGUCUCUAAUUUGGUAUUCUUAAUUUGUUUUUAGCAAGACCCAGAUGUUUCAAUAAGGAGGAGAGCAUUAGAACUAAGCAUAGCUUUAAUUAAUUCUCACAAUGUCUUGACUAUGACUAAAGAGUUACUUACAUUUUUGGAAACAUCUGAACCUGAGUUUAAAGCACAAUGCUCAUCCAGCAUAGUGUUAGCAGCUGAAAAAUUUGCACCAAAUACUCGAUGGCAUUUAGAUACAUUGAUUAAAGUCCUUGUAGCAGUAAGUGUAUAAAAAUAACUAAAUUUGAGAAGUAUUUUUGUUUCUUAUGAACCAUUGUUAUCUUAUUUAAUUUAUAUAUCAGGCUGGCAAUUAUGUAAGAGACGAUGUUGUGUCUAGCACUAUACAAUUAGUAUCUGAAUCUGGUGCUCAACAUGGUGGUUAUAUGGCUUCAAAACUAUGGGUGGAAUUGGAAAAAGAUACCAGUGAUAAACAACCAUUGAUUCAAGUAUCAACAUGGACAAUUGGAGAAUUUGGUGAUAUGUUAUUGCAACAGUCUGAUGAUCAUGCUAUUACUGUAAGAAUUUUAAAUUUAAUUUUGUGCUUAAUAUUUUUUUAAUUUUAAAAUUUAAAGUUCUAAACUUUAUUUAUAUAUACAAUCAAUACAUACAGUGUGCACAAAUUUAAUAAAAAACCUAGAAAGUAAUUAUUAAUUAUUUUGUAGGUAACUGAAGAUGAUAUACUACGAGUAUACCAUAAAUUAAUGUGGAGUCCUCAAAAUAAUUUAGUCACAAAACAGUAUACAUUAAAUUCACUCAUGAAAUUAAGCAUACGUAUUAAACUUAAUGUAGAGUAAGUAUAAUUAAAUUGUACAAUUAAAAAAAUUAAUUAAUUUUACCUUUUUUUUUUUAUUUUUUAUUGUACAGUAAAAUCCAUGAAAUGGUUGCGUCAUUCACAACACAUAUGCAUACUGAUUUACAGCAACGUGGGAUUGAGUACAAUCAGUUAUUCAAUAGAUAUGACCAAAUGCGUGAUGGUCUAUUAGAAAGAAUGCCUGCCAUGGAAUCAAAUAGAACUCAGCGAUCACAGUGGAAUGAAACUAUUGAAAACAUUUCGUCAUCAAAUGAUUUACUUGUUCCAGAUGUUAACCCUGAAACUAAUGAUUCUGUAAAUAUAUAAUUUUAAUUUCUAAACAUAAUAAAUAAUGUCAUUGUAUACUUAUUAUUUUAGAACGCAUUAUUAGUACUAUUAGAAGGAACAAAUGGUGAAUCAGAAUUGAUUCAAAAUCAAAAUUUCACAGUAAUGCCAUCAACUCCUGAUACUCAAGAUUUGUUGGAUCUUUUAGGCAAGUAUUUUUUUUUUUGGUCCAACUUAAUUUUAUUUAGAAAUAAAAUAUUAUUUAUUGAAUUUAAAACAUUAAGGUGGUUUAGAUUUAAAUAACCAACCAAUGCAACCGUUGAAUAAUCUUACAACUGAGAUUAGUAUAACAAAUGGAUCUAGUGUUAACCUUAACACAAAUAAUUUACUUGACUCAUUGAGUUUAGGUAAGUUUAAAUUAAAUUAUGUUUAUAUAUUUUAUAAACAUCUGACUAAAUUAUAAUAUUUAUAUGCUUAGUAGAAACACCAAUAAUUAAUAGCAAUAAAGUUAAAAGCCCAGGAACUGUGACUGCAUAUGACCAAAACAAUUUACUAAUAACAUUGUUAGUUGAAAGAGAUCAGAUGAAUAUAGAUUCAAAUACUGUGAAUAUGACUGCAUAUAAUAAUGGAUCGUUUACUAUAAAUGAGUUCCUUUUUCAAGCAGCUGUUCCAAAGGUAACAUUUUAUACACAUAAAUGUAUAACUAAUUGUAAUUAUUUACAUUUUUGCUUUAUAUUAGACUUUCCAAUUACAAAUGUUACCACCAUCAUCAAAUACAAUUGAACCUGGUUCAUUUUUGACACAAAUAAUGAGAGUAUCAAAUGUAUCUAAAGUAAGUUAAAUCAAUUUUUAAACACAUUAUAAUGUGUUACUACAUUUUAUAAUAUUCAUAAAGCUAUAUAGAUUUUAGUUUAUUAUCUUCUACUAAUAUAAAAUUUAUAUUUUAUGAAUGGCUAAAAUAAUAAAAAUAAAAAUAUUUUUAAUAUUUUAUUUCAAUAUAUUAGCUAUAUUUCUUAUACAAAAUUAAAAAUUAUAUUAAAAGCAAAACAAAUAUUCCAGGUUUGUGAUACAAUUAAUUCUAUUAAAUAUUGAGAUAUUGUUAAUUUUAAAUUCUAUAUAUGUAUGCAGUUUUUCUCGUUUUAUUUUUUUAAAACCUCAAAUAGUAGUUCUGUUUUUAAGAAGGAAUUUAUAUAAUAAUUUAAGAAGUGAUUAUUAUGUUGAAAUCAAGAGUAAACUCAUAAUAAAUAUGAAUUUUACUUUGCUUUUAGAGCCAGUUAAGAAUGAGAAUUAGACUAUCAUAUACAACCAAUGGUGUAUCGAUGCAAGAUCAAACUGAAGUAAAUAAUUUUAUACUUCCACCAGAUCCAUUUGGAACAACAUUAGAUCUAUGGUCUGAAAAUCAAUGACAUAAAGUAUUAUUGGCCAUUGGCUAAAGAAAUUAUAAUAGCAAGAUUAAGUUGUGGUAUGUGUUUCAAUGUGUUUAUUGUCAAUUUUUGUCAAUUAUUUGAGAAAAAAUGUAAUAAUUGUACAUUAAUCCAAAACACAGGUCAUCAUUUUAAGUGUUUAUUUUUAAAUAACACGCGGUACAGUAACUAAUGUCUCGUUUACCAUUUGUAUUGUACUUAAAACAAAUUGUAUUAGCUCACAGUAUUACAAAACUUUGUUUUGUUUAUAAUAGCUACUGAAAUAAUAUUUUAUUGAUAGUGGUAAUAAUUGUUAAUGUUUGUGAUAAUUUUUAAACUGCACAUUCUAUUAUUUUUCUUUUGAUUUUAAAUCAAAAUUGGUUGUGAAAUCCAAAAUAAUAACAACUUAGUUGACUUUUAUGAAUAGUUUCGUAUUAACGUUAUUUAAAUAUUCAUUCAUUUUUAUUUAAAUAUAUAUAUAUAGUAUAUUUUUUUUUAUCCGUGUCCUAAUUUUAAAUGCACUCCUUAUAGAUGCAUUAAAUAUUAUACAUAAUAACUAUAUAAUUUGUAUA
Messenger RNA from Cinara cedri, 6520 nucleotides. NCBI's taxonomy places the organism in Eukaryota, Metazoa, Arthropoda, Insecta, Hemiptera, Aphididae. The record is from the annotation of a GenBank genome assembly.